Molecule: messenger RNA, 267 nt
Organism: Suillus clintonianus
Lineage: Eukaryota; Fungi; Basidiomycota; Agaricomycetes; Boletales; Suillaceae
Exons: 3
Coding region: 1-267 (88 amino acids)
Source: RefSeq, a predicted model, not a curated record
AUGAGCAAUGAAAGCGCACGCACUUUCAGUCGCACACUCCUUGGGUUCCACAUAUCCUACCCCCGUCUUCUCCUACUGCUCAUUCCACCCACCACUAAGAGACUUCAACCAUCGUGGGAUGAGUUGCUCGAUCAUGGAGAUGAACAAUUCGAACUGUCCUUCCCACCCGUUCGUGGUGUCAAUCCUUCGCUCACGCUGAAGGCCACUGUUGUACAUGCUAGCGAUACUCGGGACGGUGCACUACUUGACGCGAGUGAUCCAGUUUGA